Molecule: messenger RNA, 573 nt
Organism: Rotaria sp. Silwood2
Lineage: Eukaryota; Metazoa; Rotifera; Eurotatoria; Philodinida; Philodinidae
Source: the annotation of a GenBank genome assembly
AUGAAUAAUACAAGUGCUACUACUAUUCCAUACGCUAGUAUUCCUACCAGUGAAUCAUCAACAAUAAAUAAAAGUCAAUUAUCUGAAUUAAAACUUUCUGAAUAUUCAAAAGGAAAUUUUAAUUCAAAUGAAUCAUCAUUAUCAAUAAAUACAACUGAAAAAUUAGAACGUGCAUUGUCAAAUAUUGCACCAUUUUUACGUGAUAUAUUUAUAGAAUUUUCACAUAUUCUUACAAAAAUAUUAGUUAGUUUACAUGGACAAAAAUUAUUACCAAGUGGUUUACAUGCACUUAAACAGCAUCUAUUGUUGAACUUGUUAUAUUUAUUAUGCUCACAAGAAUGGCAAAAUUCUCUUCAAAAAUAUACUGGUUUAGCUUUUAUUGAAUUAGUUAAUGAAGGACAUUUAUUAUCACAUGCAAGUAAAGAUCAUGUUGUUAAACAAGUGAAUUUGGAACAAUUAUGUGAACAUUUUAUAACAGCAUCACGUUUACAAGAAAAUUUUUUAGCUAUGAUGAUUAAUGAUAAAACAGCUUAUUUAAAUAGUUCAAGAUUAUUUUGGAAAUUAGAUCCAUGA